CGUUACAAAAGUGAAUGGAUGUGGGCUAAAAUUGAUGGUGGUACUAAUACCUAGGCAUAAUGUAUACAAUUAAUAUCAAAGUGCUACACUAGUAUAGCUCAUUGUCAGUGUGUGAAAGCGUCUUAAGGGUCUCCUGAUGUCAGAUACCUUUUCAGAAAAGCAAACAUGCCGCGAGUAAACCGUGGUAAAACUGCGAGUUUGCAGAAACGUCCUGAACCUCCAUCAGUGGAUGCCAUGAUCAAGGAUAUCCAAGCAACAGGUGGCCAUGAUGUUCUCUUUGAUGUCAUGGACCCCAACUCCGAUGAGGAUUUCAGCUUUAAUGACAGCAGCUUAGUGGACAAUUCCCUUGACCAGUCAGCUCUUAAUGCAGGGGAUGAUGGGAAAGAAGGCAAGCCAUCAGAUACAAGUGUAGAGACGACAUACACUCAGGUUCAGAGACUGUUGGAACUCCAGAGCAGUUUGCUUAACGCCUCUCAAGAACUUCAGAACACUUAUAAACAGCUACAGGAACAAGGGGCCAAUGUUUCUGAAUCGCUUGCCGACUUCAGGCAGAAAGCAGAAUCAUUAAAGAAGUGAUGAUUUGUAACAGUAAUAUAAUAUUGACACUAU
This is a messenger RNA of Liolophura sinensis, 609 nucleotides long. RefSeq lists its product as uncharacterized. Lineage: Eukaryota; Metazoa; Mollusca; Polyplacophora; Chitonida; Chitonidae. The record is from RefSeq and is a predicted model, not a curated record. The transcript has 3 exons. Bases 166 to 576 code for a protein of 136 amino acids.